ACCUGAAAGCAUCAAAAUUGAGACGCCGGCCACCCCGUCGACCUGGCCCCACAAUCAGCACUCGCCACGUCAUCCCUAGCAGCUGCUCUAAUCCCACUCAUAUUCUUGCAACCCUGGAUUGCCUACAUUUAAUUCCUCCUCUCCGACAAAAAUCAAGAAAAAGGAUCACAUUUAAUUUUCAGCCCUGCAAUCAAUCACCAAUUCUUCUCCCAAAUGGCUCCCUCCAGGAAGUUCAGGUCGAUGAAGGAGAUCAUGAGGGUGGCGAAGCGUGUGGCAGAGCCCGACUCCAGCGACGACGACGAUGACCAUCUGGUCUGCCAGCAAUGCGGGGAGGGCAAUCGGGCCGAGGAGCUCCUCUUGUGCGACAAAUGCGAGCGAGGCUACCACAUGCUUUGCCUCCGCCCGAUACUCACCCGCCUCCCAAUCGGGCCCUGGUGCUGCCCCGCUUGCUCCGGCGACGUCAAUCGCCCUAUCAAAAGCUUCAAGGGAUUUGCUCGCAAGAAGCUUGCUGAGUUUUUUAAGAUUGAGCACAAUGUUUUCUUCUCAAGGAAAUGCACUCCUUCUCUUCAAGAUGUCAAAAGACGACGCAGGCGAGGUACACUAGUGUUCCAAAAAAAGCGCAGGAGAUUGUUUCCAUACGUUCCAUCAGAGGAUCCAGCAAGAAGACUAGCACAGAUGAGAUCGCUUGCUCUGGCUUUGACAUCUGACAACAUGGAAUUCAGCAACGAUCUCAAUUACAGACCGGGAAUGGCUCCUAGAGAAGCCAAUCAAUCCAGAUUUGAAAUUGGAGGCAUGCAGGUUCUGUCGAAGGAAGAUACCGAGACAUUGAAAUACUGUAGGGCCAUGAGCAAAAGAGGGGAAUUCCCACCUCUUAAGGUGACAUUUGAUCUAUAUGAAGGCUAUACGGUAGAAGUUGACGGGCCUAUAAAGGACAUGACAAUAAUUGCUGAGUACGCAGGGGACGUGGAUUACAUCAAGAAUCGAGAGAAAGACGACUGUGACAGCAUGAUGACCCUUCUUCUUACAAAUGAUUCCUCCAAGAAUCUAAUCGUCUGUGCAGACAAGCUUGGGAACAUUUCUCGGUUUGUCAGUGGCAUAAACAAUCAUACAGUGGAAGGGCGGAGGAAGCAGAAUACGAAAUGCGUGAGAUACAGCGUGGAUGAUGCAUGUGUGGUUCUUUUGAUCGCGACGCGUGAUAUUGCAAAGGGGGAAAGGUUAUACUAUGAUUAUAAUGGCUAUGAGCAUGAAUAUCCAACCCAUAAUUUUGUUUAAGCCUUUCACAUACUAUCUCAGAUAAGACUAGUUGAUUUCAAAUUUUCCUAUUAAGACCACAGUAAU
Salvia hispanica is the source of this 1338-nucleotide messenger RNA. Its product is annotated as putative Histone-lysine N-methyltransferase ATXR5. Lineage: Eukaryota; Viridiplantae; Streptophyta; Magnoliopsida; Lamiales; Lamiaceae. The record is from RefSeq and is a predicted model, not a curated record. Gene Ontology annotation, molecular function: protein binding.